AGGUACCCCUCUGGAUGUCUUUGUUAUUGCGACGGAUACCUCUCGUCUUCCAUGUAGCCACUGCGUCUAAAUCUAGCCAAGCACAGUCCCUCAUCAGGAUAUACGAAUCUGCACGAGAGGCAUGUGCGAAAUUUAGCCCAGCUCCAAGAGUGGACCCUCGAGCAGUUUUUGUCAACAAUGAACUUGACCUUGGGAGGAUUGAUGUGUACGGUUUCGAUUACGACUACACUCUUGCCGUAUACACUCGCGAUAUCAAUGAGCUCAUUUACAAAUUGGCUUUACGACGCCUAAUCUCUCAAUUCAAGUAUCCAUCCGGAUUGCUGGAACUGCCUUAUGAUCGUGAAUUUGCUAUUCGCGGACUGCAUUUCGAUGUACAGAGCUCUUGCUUGCUGAAGGUUGAUGCAUUUUCACAGAUACAAGCAGGGGCUGUAUACCGAGGCAGACGAAAGUUGUCUGUUGCUGAGGUCAAAAAUCUGUUUCCCGGUCUUUGUCUUCCAGAUUUGGAAGCUCGUCAAAUGCCACAGCUGGUUGACCUUUUUUCAUUGCCAUGGGCUGGGCUGCUGUCCACUGUUGUACAUUACUGCGAUGCACACAAUAUUGUUUACGAUCCAAAAUGCUUGUAUGACGAUUCUGCGGAAUGCGUUCAACAAGUGCACAUCAGCGGUGAAUUGUAUCAGAAAGUGGGAGAAAAUCUUGAGAGCUACAUUCAUCCUAACGAGGGACUGAAAGAGUACCUUGAAUUGCUGAAUUCUGCCGGGAAAGAGCUUUUUGUGGUUACAAACAGCCCCUACAAAUUCAUUAAUGUUGGCAUGACAUAUAUGUUGGGGCCCGAAUGGCGCAAAUACUUCGAGUACAUUGUUGUGUCUGCAAAAAAACCGACAUUCUUCCAUGGGCGCGAGCCUUUCAGAUUAUAUGACCCCGAAGCAGAUGUCAUCAGAUUCGAGAAAGUCAACCGUCUUGAAGAAGGAAGUGUGUACUGCAGGGGCAAUAUCGACGAGUUGUCCAGUCGUGCUGGGUUCAAAGGAAAAGGCGUUCUCUACUUUGGUGACCAUAUAUACACAGAUCUUGCUGACCCUAUACUGAGGUUAGGAUGGCGGACUGCCGCUGUUGUGCCUGAACUAGCUCGUGAGAUAAGAACCCAGAAUAACGAUGCAUAUAGAAGGAGCAUCCAAUGGCUCGAGGUGCUGACUACAAUUAUUGAAGAAUAUCAAGCUAAUGCACAGGAUGAUCCUGAUUCUGCAGAAUUGAUGGAGGACUGGCGGAAAGAACGAGCCGAUCUUAGAGACUAUGUCAAGUCGCUGUUCAAUCCCCAGUUUGGUUCGUUAUUCAGAACUUUCCACAAUAUGACCCAUUUCUCUCGGAGGCUAAAUAGGCUGUCCGAUGUGUAUACCAGCAGAGUGCCGAACAUGCUGAAAUACUCCCUGAACCACUGCUUCUUUCCACGACGCAAUGCUCUUCCACAUGAGAAUCUGCACUCAGUGCCGGUCAACGCCGAUCACAUGGUGGAUAUAGUGAAACAGAAGGAGCAAAUACGCCAUGAUACGCCACCGGCGGCAUCUGUACCUGCUUGAUUUUGCAUGUUAAAACGAUGUAUAUGGACAGUGCUUUCCGCGUACCUCUUUCUUAGGAUUUUUAUAGUUUUACGAGAGUUGACGAUGA
Molecule: messenger RNA, 1659 nt
Organism: Cylicocyclus nassatus
Lineage: Eukaryota; Metazoa; Nematoda; Chromadorea; Rhabditida; Strongylidae
Source: the annotation of a GenBank genome assembly